Messenger RNA from Fusarium venenatum, 909 nucleotides. The record is from RefSeq and is a predicted model, not a curated record. Lineage: Eukaryota; Fungi; Ascomycota; Sordariomycetes; Hypocreales; Nectriaceae.
AUGUCGGAUCCGCUGUCUGUAGCAGGAACGGCUGUCGGCAUCAUGUCACUUGGCAUUCAGGUCUGCAAUGGCCUUGUCAAGUACUUACGAGCUGUAAGAGGCCGAAAGGAAGAGAUCAGAGAUGGGGUAAGAGAGGUCGAGCAAGUUGUAUCACUGCUUUACAGUCUGAACAAUACGCUACCCAAUGUCGACCUAAGGAAUGGAACAAAUUCUCUUCGAACGUGCGUCCACAACUGCUAUACGAAGCUUGAAGAACUUCAAAGGCUUCUGGACGAGCUAUGUAAGACUCAGCCGUCAAAUAAAGCCACGAAAAGAGCAGCCGAUGCCAUACGUUCUGUUUCGUAUCCCUUCCAACAAGAGAAGCUGAGCAUGAUCCGAGAUUCCUUACGAUCUGUUCUGAAUAAUCUGGGUUUGAUCAUUUCGGCCAUAUCACUGGACUCCAAUGCUUCCAUCCACGAUAUAGUCAACGAUAUAUCAAAGGACCUGAAACACCAUGCUAAGAGUCAUGGUGGUCAUUUAGCAGAUCUACAAUCCAAGAUGCACUGCAAUUCUGUUCAGCUUCAUUCUUUACAGACCGCCAUAUCUGACACACUUAGCGACAUACAGGAACAGCUACAUCAGACAAAGCUAUCUAUCCAAGAUCUUGGUCAACUGAUCGAUGGGAAGCUGACCAUUGUCGAGACUGGUACACGAUCAAUUGAAGCGAAUACCCAAGUCACAGCCGCCAAGCUGGAAAGACUUACACAAGCAGUGGAGUUCCAGUCUGCCUUAAUUUCAGGCAUGGUAACGCUUCUAUGGAUGUCCAGUAUACUUGUACUGAUCAUGUUUAGGGCAUGCAAAUUGAUUGCCCCCAAAUUUUCCAAAUUACAAGCCUUGCUACAACCUAUCACAACACAAAUACCCCAGUGA